This is a messenger RNA of Amborella trichopoda, 4648 nucleotides long. RefSeq names its product UBP1-associated protein 2B. Lineage: Eukaryota; Viridiplantae; Streptophyta; Magnoliopsida; Amborellales; Amborellaceae. The record is from RefSeq and is a predicted model, not a curated record. Gene Ontology annotation, molecular function: RNA binding.
GCCCCUCCUCUCUCUUUCUCCGUCCUAUAAAAUGAUGCCCUAACUGGCCAAACCCUAAUUCGCACCCUCUCUAUGUGCUGUCAUCUCUCGCUCUCUUUCUCUCUCUCUGCCCUAGAGCCCCAGAUCUCGCUCUCUCUCUAGACCCGUUCUGCUCCAUAACCUCAUCCCUUCUCUCUCUACAGUCUCAGAGGAAGCAAGCAAUGGGGAAGAAGCGAAAGACCGAGAUCAAAACCGAGGUCGAGGUGGAGGUCGAGGCCGAGGCCGAGGCCAACAACGACGAAGCCAUGUUCGAUGAAGAGAUCGAAGGCCAGCAACAAGAGCCGGAGAACCAGAACGAGGAGGCACCAGAAGAACCAGCAAACAUAAACAAUCAUGAAGAGGAGGAGGAAGAAGAGGAGGAAACCGAUUCCGAGUCCCUCACCAGGCUCCUCGAACCCUUCUCGAAAGACCAGCUCAUCGAGCUCCUCCGCCAAGCUGCUCUCCAGCAUUCCGACGUCUUUGAUUCGAUCAACAAAGUUGCGGAUGUUGAUCCCGCUCACAGGAAGAUAUUUGUUCACGGCCUUGGAUGGGACACUACCGCUGAAAUCCUGAUUUCCACCUUCAAGAAGUACGGAGAAAUUGAGGAUUGCAACGCAGUUGCAGACAAGCACUCUGGUAAAUCGAAGGGCUAUGGUUUCAUUCUCUUCAAGCAUCGAUCUGGAGCUCGAAAAGCCCUUAAGCAGCCACAGAAGAGGAUUGGUAAUCGAAUGACUGCUUGUCAACUGGCCUCUGCUGGUCCGGUUCCUCAACAACCCCCUGUCUCUGAAUAUACGAUGCGAAAAAUCUAUGUAAGCAAUGUGUCUUCUGAUAUUGAUCCUCAAAGGCUUUAUACCUUCUUCUCAAAGUAUGGAGAGAUCGAAGAAGGCCCGUUAGGGUUGGAUAAGCAAACUGGUAAGCCAAGGGGGUUCAGUCUCUUUGUCUACAAAUCCCUGGAAAGCGCGAGAAAAGCCCUAGAAGACCCACAUAAGAACUUUGAAGGCCACAUUCUCCACUGCCAAAAGGCCAUCGAUGGGCCGAAGCCAAACAAACCAACCCACCACGCAGGUCAAGCCCACCAUCACCCCCACCACCAAAACCAACAUCAUAACCCACACUAUCCCCAACACCACGCCGAUAACAUGCAGAUGAUGAACCAAGUACCAGCUCACGGUGCAAGCCAUGGUGGGCUCAUGGCACCAAGCCAAGGCUCGAUGCCAUUUAACCAGGCAGCUGGUGGCCUCAACCCAGCUCUGGGUCAAGCCCUAAAUGCCCUGUUAGCCUCACAAGGUGCAGGGUUUGGGCUCCAAAAUGUUCUUGCUAGUCUUAACCCAAUGGCUGCUGCUGCCGCAUUGAACCAAACUGGGUUGUCACCCAAUGUGAACCAAAGUGUUCCGGCUGCUGGUUCGAUGGUGAACAAUGCAAGCCAUGGGGCUGGAAUGGGGGGAUAUGGGGGUCAGGGUGGCAUGGGCAGUGGGAAUAUGAUGGGUGGCUAUGGGUCUCAGGGAGCAGUUCAAGGGGUCGGCGUUGGUGGGUAUCAGAAUGCUCAGAUGGGUCAGCCAGGUUCUGGAGUGAGGGCUCAGCAGGGAGUCGGAGCGAUGGGGGGUGUUACGCCUUAUAUUGGUCAUUAGUUUGCUGUUCCACCUGCAAAUUGGAGUAACUAUGGCACCCCAGAUGUUAUGGCUUUAUAAGAAAAUACUGCUUGGUUUCAAUGAGCAUGUGGGGGAAUUUCUCAUACAACUGCGUAGUUUUAUUGCUUCGUUGAUAAGCAUUUCACUGCAGAGGGCAGAGGAUGGUUAUGGAUCUGAGGUCCCUGUUGAAGAUCAUAUCUUGGUUGAGUAAGGUACGUAACUGAUUGUAGAUACUACAAACUAAUAUUUUAUAAAUAUUGGCCAUAAAGUACGUGUUAAUAACUGGUAAAUGUUAGUAUUUAAGUGGUAGUUAAUUUAUAGUUAAUAAAGGAUCUUCACUAUUUUCUACUUCCCAAAGGGGUUUUAUGUCAUUUGUCAAAGGAACUUCUAUCCAAGUCAUUUUCAUAUCAUUACAGAGUUUUGUUUGGGACGGUAUUUGAGGAAUGAGGUUUCUGAACUUGGUUUGAGUUUUUGAGAGAUAUUUCUUGAUUACAACUGAAACUCGUAUUCGAACUUCACAUCGGUUCCUUCUCUUAACAAUUUUCUUACCCUUAUUUGGAGCGGUGUCGAUGUCACAAUCUUCAGAGAAUUGGAACCUGUCUUCUGGAUAGUUUGAUAUAGUAUGAAUGACCAAUUACUGAUUUGGAAUAUUUGCAAAGCUGGGCAAGUUUUUGUGAGUUUGAAAUGGCGGUUUUGAGGAAUUGGUUCCCAGUCUUUGCGGAUAUGGUGUUCCAAGGAUUUGAUUCUGGUUUGGCAUUUUUGAAAGCUGGAUAUGUUCUUAUGAGUGGGAAAAAUAUUAUUUUCAAUUGACAAGACAGGUCUCGAAUGAUCAAUUGCUGAUUCUAAAAUCGGUCAUUUGUGCAUUGUAUUUUAGGCAACCCAAAUCUUUAUAUUUUGUGGCCUUUAACAUGUGUUGGACAACACAUCUUUGGUGAGAGAUACAUGACAUGAAUAAGCUUCUCUUUUUGUUUGUGGAGCAUUAUUUGGUAGAGGAAGCUAGAUGAUCUGAUCAAGUCACCAAUGGUUCUUCGUAACUGCGUCGAAGCGGAACUGCUAUCUGUCGACAUCUGAUGUGGGUGGUCCAAGGUAAUGAUCUUCUGUAGUAUACUUGCUUCUAGUUACUCUUAUCGUUUUUUUUUUUUGAAUCUGCACAUUCUUUUCCAAAGUCGUCGGUGUUGUACAGGUUUUGAACCAAAAUUUGUGUCUUUGUAGGUUAUAUUAAUUCUUAUCCUGAACCUUUUUUGUCCAUGUGGUUUCUCCGGCGAACUUUCUAGUACUUGUACUGCAUCAAGUAAUUAAGAAUAUUUCCUAUGCAUUGUAGGAAAAUCAUACUCCAAUUUAGGGUCAUAACUGUCUCCGGCUAACUUUCUAAUACUUGUACUGCAUCAAGUAAUUGUUGAAUAUCCCUAUGCACUGUAGGAAAAUCAUACUCCAAUGUAGGGUCAUAACUGUCCAUUGGAAUAACGGGUAGUGAUAGGAACAGGGGCCUACCAGAAAUGGAUGUGUCCACAAUAUUGGAUGUCAUGCUCUCCAUUACUGUUCUUUUCAUUGGAGGGUGAUGACUCCAAUUGGGUAAUCCUGUGUUAUAGGCCAGUGGAAUAUAAUAUAUAUUGAGUUUUACACAAUAUAAUGCUGUUCUGGUAAUGGGAUUCACCUGUUACGUCACUAUCUGUCAUUCAUUGGAUGGUGAUGAUCCUACUAAAUUUAUUUCUCAAGUCCAAAAGGCCAAACCAUAGUCCUCUCGAUCACAGUGAACAUCACCUUUUAUUACCAAAGCUUCAGUUUGCAUCCUUCCCUUAUCCUUUGUUCCUGAAAAUGUUGAAAAUACAUUUUUUUGAGAUUUGGAAUUUCAAACAUUUCCUCCACCUUUUAUUACCAAAGCUUCAGUUUGCUUCCUUCCCUUAUCCUUUGUUCCUGAAAAUGUUGAAAAUACAUUUUUGAGAUUUGGAAUUUCAAACAUUUCCUCGUUCAACAGUUCAGUGUCUUGGUUUUCUUCCACUCCGUUGAAGGUCUUCUUCUUCACAGCUUCAAAGAAGAGAUUGUCGAGUCGGUAGUGUCGUUUUCUGUAUGUUUUUUAGAUAAAUUAUGUCAUCAUUUUCAUUCUUGAGGAACUCUGGCCUUGAGUGUUCAUUAUUGGGUCCUUACCUGUCUGAUUAGAAAAUGCAUAAUAACAUGACUCAGUCCAGGUCCUCCUGAUUUUGUUUCUUUUAAUUUGCCUGGUAUGUUAUUCUAUUAUUCUAAGCAAUAAAUUGGUUUUGUGUGUGUCAAAACCAAUGCCUAGGAGAUAUUUGGCUGGCACCUUGGGCUGCUUGUUUGAAUCUCAUGCUUAGAAAUAGAAUGCUGUAGGCUUUUAGUGGAAUGAGGUGAUAUAAACCGACAGGCUUAUAUGGUUUCAUAAGCCACUUUGAAAAGUAGGGUUUCUAUAGACAAAUAGACCCCAAAAUUUGUGCACAUGUAGAUCCCAUCUUGGCUGUCAAAAUAUAGGAGGAAUUGAAUUUGCACGAAGCAAGGGGAGAAAAGAGGUUAAUGGUGAAUCUAGGUGUUCAAGAGCUCUAAAUCAAAUUCUGUUAAUUUUGUUGAGUUCACACUCUUUCAGCCCCAAAAAAAGAAAAAAUUUCCCUCUAGCUAUUUCCAGACAUGUGUCCAUAUAAGUAGAACAUGUACAUGUCUAUAUGCUUACAUAUAACUGAAAGAUUAUAAAUACAUCACCGUAUCAGUUUUUUAUUUGGGAUUUUCAGUUUUGUAAUGCUCGUAUGUUGUUGAUGCAGUGUCAUGGGUACCAUUCAAUUGAGUAAUUUUGUGUUUAUAGUUGAUUUAUUGCAGUAAUGAAUGGGUGGUCUACUAUUCGUUGAUAUUGAUGACUAAAGGUUUUGUGUAUGUGGAAUUUUUCUUCUCUCAUUGAUACUUAAAUCUUUGGAAAUAGUCCACUGGAUUCAAUUUUGUUGAUGUAUUAUGUGAAUUUUGAGUUUAUGGUGUAUGAGUUGGAUCCAUUUUUACUUAAA